AAGUAAAUAAAUAAAACAUAUAUAAUAAAAUAAAAUGAUAGGUGAGAAACCAACGGAUUGCAAACUAUCAAUAACCUUCCCCAAUUGCAAUAUUUGAUUGGAGACUCCUCACGAAGAUUUGUUGCUGUAGCGUAGUCUUCAUAGUUCUCGAUCGAUGAUGAAAGAUUCGGAUCAGAAUGCAUUGCACAGCUUUCUCGGAGUAUCUUUAACAAACACAUUUGAUACAAAACCUAGCAAAGACAUUGUUUGACGAAAGAAGAAGGGCAUGGGUCUUGGUUUUCUUCUGUUGAAGCAAGAUGUUCAUCCUCAAGUCCACCUUUUUCUUCUUCUCCAGGAGGAGACCUCAAUCUCAACGGCAGCUCUCUCACCUUUUAAUCACAACUUGCAUGCAAAACAACCCAUCUUGGUCACCUCUACGUUUUACAUCAACAACCCAAAACUCUCAUGCCCCGGAUCUCCGUAUACUAAACAAGAAAAUCACCCAUUUAAUCCGAAGUGGACGAGUCGAUGAUGCUAAACAACUGUUUGACGAAAUGACUGAGCGAAAUACUGUAACUUGGAAUUCGAUUAUUACGGGUUAUGUACAACGUAGAGAGAUGACCAAGGCCCGGAAACUGUUCGACGAAAUGCCUGAGAGAGAUGUUGUGUCGUGGAAUUUGAUGAUAUCGGGAUAUGUGUCAUGCCGCGGGAGCAGAUAUAUAGAGGAGGGGAGGUACUUGUUUGACCGAAUGCCGGAGAGAGAUUUUGUUUCUUGGAAUACAAUGAUUACUGGGUAUGCAAGAAAUGGGAGGAUGGAUGAAGCAUUUUAUCUUUUCAAUAGCAUGCCUAAAAAGAAUGUGGUGUCUUGGAAUGCAGUGAUUUCUGGUUUUUUACACAAUGGUGAUGUGAAAAUUGCGAUUGAGUUAUAUGAGAGAAUGCCUGAGCGUGAUGCGGCUUCUCUUAGUGCGCUUGUAUCGGGUCUAAUUCAUAAUGGGGAAUUAGACAAGGCUGCCAUGGUUCUCCUUGGAAGUGGGAAAAGGGAUGAUGAUAGAGAAGAUUUAGUUCAUGCUUAUAACACUUUGAUUGCUGGGUAUGGUCAAAGAGGAAGGGUUGAUGAUGCUAGACGCCUUUUUGAUCAAAUCCCUUUUUCUUCUGAUCGCAGAAGAGGAGAUGAUCGGAGGUUUGAAAGAAAUGUGGUGUCAUGGAAUUCUAUGAUUAUGUGCUAUGUGAAAGCGGGGGAUAUUGUUUCUGCUCAAGAGCUAUUUGACCAAAUGGUGGACCGAGAUACUUUCUCAUGGAACACCAUGAUCAGUGGUUAUGUUAACAUGUCAGAUAUGGACGAAGCUUCAAACCUCUUUUGUAAAAUGUCAGAUCCUGAUAUACUGUCAUGGAAUUCAAUGAUCUCGGGUUUUGCCCAUAUGGGUAAUUUGGAACUUGCUUAUGAUUUUUUCAGAAGGAUGCCACAGAAAAACCUAGUUUCAUGGAAUUCCAUGAUAUCCGGAUAUGAGAAAAAUGGGGACUGUGAAGGAGCAAUUGAACUUUUCAUUCAGAUGCAAGCUGAGGGAGAGAAACCUGAUCGACACACCUUCUCUUCUCUUCUCAGUGUUUGUGCUGAGUCAGUGGCUCUGCAACUGGGUAUGCAAAUCCAUCAGCAGGUCAUAAAGAUGGUUGUCCCAGAUGUUCCGUUAAAUAACUCCCUGAUUACUAUGUACGCAAGAUGUGGAGCCAUUAUCGAGGCAAGGGCCAUUUUUGAUGAGAUGAAAUUGCAGAAAGAUGUAAUCUCUUGGAAUGCAAUGAUUGGGGGAUAUGCAUCCCAUGGAUUUUCUGCAGAGGCUCUAGAAUUUUUUGGAGUGAUGAAGAAGCUUAAAGUUCGGCCAACUUAUAUUACAUUCAUUUCAGUUUUGAAUGCAUGUGCUCAUGCUGGACUAGUGGAAGAAGGCCAGAUGCAUUUCAGGUCCAUGGUGAGUGAAUUUGGUAUUGAACCACGAGUGGAACAUUUUGCCUCCCUUGUGGAUAUCGUGGGUCGUCAUGGGCAGGUUGAAGAGGCCAUGGCUCUGAUUAAUAAUAUGCCAUUUGAGCCAGAUAAAGCUGUGUGGGGUGCAUUAUUGGGUGCUUGUAGGGUGCAUAACAAUGUGGAGUUAGCCCGAGUUGCAGCUGAAGCAUUGACGAGGCUCGAACCAGAAAGCUCAGCCCCCUAUGUGUUGCUGUAUAAUAUGUAUGCUGACGUUGGGCGAUGGGAUGAUGCAACUGAAGUGAGGAUGGUGAUGGAGAGAAAUAAAAUUAGAAAGCAACCAGGGUAUAGUUGGGCAGAUUCCUCCUCGUGAUUGAAGGUAUUUAUGCACUAAUGGGAAGUUGCAAUCAAGUUCUUACAUAUUUAAUAUUUCAUUCAAAUUGUUGCUAAUUUAGUGACAGAACACAUGAGAUCAUCAGAGCGUAGGGGGAACGCUGUUCAAUGGGGAACGUGGAGCAAUGCAGUUCAGGUGCUGUUGAGGCACAAUGAGCAUUUGUGACUUGGGCUUUCUGUGGUUGGAGCUGUGUCUGAUACGUUUUUGAAACCCACUGCACAUCCAAUCUUUAUUUGGGUGAUUUAUCCAUGUUGACUCAUUGCAGCUGGACGCUAAGAUAAAAUUAGAUGGAUAUGUUAUUAUCUAUAAUGUGAAAUCCAGUUUAUCGGGGAUGGAAGUGUGUAUGACUAGGGAUUUUGAGUUGCUAUGCAGAAGCAGUCUUGGCAAACUAUCGUCUAACUUCUCCUAUAGCUCAACACAAGAAUGUUGAACAAGUCACAGGCGCAUGCAUGAAACCUCCAAGCUUGUGCAUUGUUACAGUGCAGAAUUUAUGUCUGGUAGAAGUGUGUAUGACUAUCUCCACAAACAAAAGGGUACAUUUAAACUACCAUCUUUACUAAGAGUAGCAAUUGAUAAAUCGAGGGGUAUGCACUACAUACACCAAAACAGUAUAAUUCACAAAGACUUGAAGGCUGCCAAUCUUCUGAUGGAUGGAAAUGAAGUAAUAUGAACCUAGUUUGUUUGCUGUGGACCUUUGACUUUUUUGGCAUUUGCUUAUGAUUGUUCUUUUGAAUAGACGUUUAUAGAACACAAGCCCUACGAUCACAAGGCGAUGAAGGAGAGGAUAGACACGGUGAAAUCAUGGUGGAUUUCUUUUGGUCCUUGGACGGGGACAACACUAAAGUGAGGGUUCACAAUUUUGGAGUGAAUUUGUCACCUCUGUAUGUAAUUGGGUACUAAAUUUAACCGAUGUUUAAUCAUAAAUUAGUUUCAUCAUACAUGUAGAGGAAUGUUAUUUUUUUACCUUUCAUAUUGGAAUCAAUAAACUGCAGA
This is a messenger RNA of Camellia sinensis, 3317 nucleotides long. The record is from RefSeq and is a predicted model, not a curated record. Lineage: Eukaryota; Viridiplantae; Streptophyta; Magnoliopsida; Ericales; Theaceae.